This is a messenger RNA of Aspergillus neoniger CBS 115656, 1968 nucleotides long. RefSeq names its product acetamidase. The record is from RefSeq and is a predicted model, not a curated record. The coding region runs from base 1 to 1968 and encodes 655 amino acids. Lineage: Eukaryota; Fungi; Ascomycota; Eurotiomycetes; Eurotiales; Aspergillaceae. The transcript is spliced from 5 exons.
AUGGCACUUGUCCGGGACCCGGCGUUCUGGAAACGCUUCUCUGCCGCUAUGCACCUCGACGAAGAAGCAAAGACGGAAACAGGACCAAAGAAACCUACCAUCUGGACAGAUCAUUGGAUUGAGGCCCAACGCCAGAAAAGAAGGCGGACUUUCAUCUGUGGCAUCUUGAUCUUUCUCAUAGUAGCGAUAAUUGUUGCGGCCAUUGUUGUCGUCAUCUUGUGGCUGAAAUCGAAGAACUGGCUCAAGCCUGAAACAGAAGCAGUGCCGAUGGACCUCAAGAGGAGGGAGCGGGCGGCUCGAUUUGCAUCGCUAUUGCCAGACUACCAUGCGCCCUUCUCGGCUAUCGACAGAGCUAUCAUCAACAAGCCUAUCCAGGAUUUGGUGUAUGAGGUCCAGAAUGACUCCCUGGCACCUUUAGAUGUCCUGCGCACAUACGGCAAGGUUGCAGUCAAGGCUCACGAGAAGACAAAUUGCGUGACUGAGCUUCUAUUGCCUGAGGCAGAAUCAUGGGCCCAGUCCGAAGUAAACCUCAAGGGUCCCCUGGCGGGUGUGCCCAUCUCUCUGAAAGAUUCGGUGCAAAUCAAGGGCUUCGAUAUUACUCUUGGCUAUACCAAGUUUGCGUGUAAACCGUAUAAGGAGGAUGGACCAAUGGCAAAGCUGUUAAAGGAUGCUGGCGCCGUCCCAUAUGCGAAAACGGCACUGCCCGUGACGCUUCUGUCGUUCGAAUCAGCAAACGCUCUCUGGGGUCAUUGCCUUAAUCCACACGUCCCUGAAUACUCCCCUGGAGGCUCGACGGGUGGUGAAGGUGCUCUGCUGGCUCUUGGUGGUCGCAUCGGUAUCGGGUCUGAUGUCGCUGGCUCGGUUCGCGUUCCCGCGGCCUGGAGCGGCAUCUACUCCCUCCGCUGUAGUACUGGCCGUUGGCCCAAGGUUGGAGUCAACACCAGCAUGGCUGGCCAGGAAGGUGUUGCCAGUGUCUUCAGCCCGAUGGCCCGUACUUUGAACGAUCUCACCUAUUUCACUAAAGCUAUUGUCGGAAUGAAGCCUUGGAACUACGACCAUACCGUUCACCCUAUCUCCUGGAGAGAAGAUGAGGAAAGCGAAGCGCAAAACAAAAAGCUGAGGAUCGGCCUCAUGAGCAAUGACGGUGUUGUUCCCCCAACGCCGGCCAUUGCACGUGCUGUUUCCACCACAGUAGCCGCCCUCACCGCCGCUGGACAUACUGUGUCUGAGAUCACACCCCCGGCUGCGGCUGACACUUUUACCGGUCUCUCCCUCGCCUCGCAGCUGCUCAACUCUGACGGGUGCGUCACUUUCAACUCGCAUCUGCACAGCUUUGAGCCAUCCGACCCUGGUGCGGAUCAGCUGACACGGAUUUGCAAUCUGCCCCGUCCUCUACGUUAUCUCUACUAUCUUUGGGUUCGGUACAUCCGACGGGAUGAGAAGUGGGCGACGCUGAUCCGCGGAUUUGGCCCCAAGUCUGCGGCGGAGCUUUGGAAGCUCACUGCCCAGCGGGAAGCUUUCCGGGCGACCUGGCACAGCUGGUGGGACGCCGAGACGCAGCAGUACGAUUUCAUCCUCUGCCCCGUCAAUGCGACGCCGGCUCUGCCCCACAAAGCCAUGCACGAUGCUGUAUCUUCAUGCGGCUACACGUUCCUCUGGAACCUGCUGGACUACACGGCCGGUGUCCUGCCUGUCUCGCACGUGGACGCGAAGAAGGAUGCCCUGUCAGGGCCAUACAAGAAGGUGCUGAAACAGCUGGGAGCCAGCAACGCGGUGGCCUACGGUGCCUGGAAGCACUACGACGCGGCGAAGAUGGCGGGAUUGCCUACCGCGGUGCAGGUGGUGGGACGCAGAUGGCAGGAAGAAAAGGUGCUGGGAUACAUGGCGGCAGUUGAGGAGGCCUUGGAGCAGUAUCAGGACCCGGUGACUGGGGAAGGAGGAAAAUACCCAUUGAUUGAGCUUGACUAG